This is a messenger RNA of Trametes versicolor FP-101664 SS1, 1845 nucleotides long. RefSeq names its product HET-domain-containing protein. The record is from RefSeq and is a predicted model, not a curated record. The coding region runs from base 1 to 1845 and encodes 614 amino acids. Lineage: Eukaryota; Fungi; Basidiomycota; Agaricomycetes; Polyporales; Polyporaceae. The transcript has 2 exons.
AUGGAUGGAGAGCAUAUCGAUGGAUUAUGCAUAUAUACUGCUCCAGAUGACCUCGCCGCAUCCUACAUCACAACACGGAGCCCCAUACUGACCGAUGUCAAAUCUCCUUGUACCUUGGUCCGUGCAAGACAGCUCAUCAACCAGUGUAUUGACAAGCACGAGCUCUGCAAAGCUGCGACUUCUCUAAGCCCUCGACUUCCCACGCGGCUUGUGGACUGCACCGACCUCGCUCAUCCACGGCUAGUCUCGACACCUGGCCGCCAACACGGCGAGUACCUUGCGCUUAGCUACGUGUGGGGACAGGACCCGGAGCAGACCCGCUACCGGGCAACAACACUUAACCUUUCCACCUAUGGACAAGAAAUCAACCCCCGUCUUCUCCCCCCGACCAUCCGCGAUGCGAUCUAUGUCACACACCAACUCGGCUUCCGAUGGCUCUGGGUCGAUAGCCUCUGCAUCAUUCAAGACUCCGAUGAGGACAAGGCUCACGAAAUCGGUCGCAUGCACCACAUCUACCGCUACGCACAUGUGACGAUCAUGGCGGCCAGCGCGGAGGGAGUCGGAUCGGGCUUUCUCCAGAAGCGAGCUCCUCCAGACGACUUUGUUCUCGGGCUCCCCUUCAUCUGCCCUCCCUACCCUCAGAACACAUCACAGAAGUUGCAGGUCGGUCAAGUGUAUCUCACCCGUGGGUCUGACGUCGACACAUCGCAUGGCGACGAGCUCGGGUUCAUGGCGAGGCGUGCCUGGUGCAUGCAGGAGUAUCUACUGUCCCCACGUGCCCUCAUCUUCGCCCCCAGCACGCUCCUGUUCAGGUGUCUGACCGCUGAUGCGGCCGGUGUUGGAAGCUCAGGCUACUCGAUAGAGCACGAUCUUCGGAUACCCACCUCGCUCUUCCUUCCACGAACGGCACCUGCAGCAGAGCCCAAUUCCAAGGAGUGGGAGGAGAUGUGCGAGGCCUGGAUGAAUGUUGUCUGGGACUACACGCGCCGCACAGCGAGCGAGGAGUCAGACAAGCUGGUGGCGUGCGCUGCGGUCGCGGAGCAAUUCCACUUCGUCCUGGGCUCCGAGUACCUCGCGGGGCUAUGGCGCUCGGACACACUCCUCAUCCGCCUGCUAUGGAAGGCCGACAAGUCCACGGCCGCAUCACUUGGGUGCCGACAUACUCGCCCUACAGCCUACCGCGCGCCGUCAUGGUCAUGGGCAGCCAUCGAUGGACCAGCCUUUUACGAUUCUAUCUACCCCCUUACGAGCCUGGGAUACCGACAACACGUUGCGCUCGCGGAGGUCGCUGGGUGCUGGGUCACAGUCAAAGAUCCCGCACUUCCCUUUGGUCGAGUGACGGACGGGGCCCUCGGCCUGCGCGGAACACUGGUACUCUGCCAUGGUAGAGCCGCUGAAAAAUCACAUUACUCGGAUUGGUGGACCAUCCGAGUCCGAGCCCUGCCGACUUUCGAGCAAGUACGGCGCCAGUGGCAGCGUGGACUUCGGGGCUUGAUCUCGGAUGAAGCAGACGGCAUGUACUCGACAAACCCAGGGGGCUACGCAUCAGUCAUCAUGGACGACGAUGUCGACGAACUGCCGGAGAAGAUGUGGCUCGUGCCGUUUCUGCGGACCAAGUCGACUUCCAAUAACGACGUGCAGGGGAUCGCGCUCCAGCUCGCUCCUCCGUCGAACGGCUCAGGGUCUGCACCCGAGAAGAUUCGCUUUCGGAGGAUUGGUUACUUCGUGAACUUCGUCAAAGGUGCAAGACCCGGCAAGGCCUAUAUGGAGCAUCCACUGUGGGAUCCGCUAACUCGGGCGGUGAAGAUGGGAGAGCCCCCAUGGGUGGACAUUGAGAUCAUAUGA